Messenger RNA from Drosophila elegans, 799 nucleotides. RefSeq names its product enhancer of split mdelta protein. The transcript has 2 exons. Lineage: Eukaryota; Metazoa; Arthropoda; Insecta; Diptera; Drosophilidae. The record is from RefSeq and is a predicted model, not a curated record. Gene Ontology annotation, cellular component: nucleus. Gene Ontology annotation, molecular function: protein dimerization activity; RNA polymerase II cis-regulatory region sequence-specific DNA binding; DNA-binding transcription factor activity, RNA polymerase II-specific. The coding region runs from base 229 to 678 and encodes 149 amino acids. Gene Ontology annotation, biological process: regulation of neurogenesis; regulation of transcription by RNA polymerase II; anterior/posterior pattern specification.
AACUAAACAAAUUUACCUGUAAACGAAUGUUUACUCCGCAACAAGAGUGGAAAAAUGUAUUAUAUAUCUUUAUGACAAGCUUACAUUUCCGUGAAAACCAAUAUACCCUGAACGCAAUUUCAAAAGGUAUGUCAAAGCUGGCGCUGCUCCACUCCGCAGUGCCAUUCAGUCGUUGCAGACCCGGCUUACUAUUUGGAGGCCCGAAGCAGGUACUGGGCCCGGCUUGAGAUGUCAAGCCCAAAGGAGCAGCAAAACCAUGGACUGAUGGUGGGCGGCGCCAUGUCCCGCACCCACCUGUAUCGCAAGGUGAUGAAGCCACUGCUGGAGAGGAAGCGAAGGGCACGCAUCAACCGUUGCCUGGAGGAUCUGAGGAAUCUGCUCAAGGUGAUGACCCAUAUGGAUGACGAGGCCUUGGCCAAAAUGGAUAAGGCCGACAUUCUGGAGCUGACCGUCCACCUACUCCACAGGCAACGCUGUCCAGAGGCCACGCCCCCCCAAGCCACUUUUGCCCCCCAAAAUCAGCAACUUGCGAUGGAGCGGUACUGGUGUGGUUUUCGGCAAUGCGCUUUUGAAGUUUCCCAGCGUGUGCAGCGCACUGACUGUCAGCUAAACGCUGACUUUCUUGAGAAGUUGGAGCAUCUGGUGCCCUCCAAGCCACCUCUCUGGAGACCUUGGUAGACAAUCCCCGGGGCAAUCCCCGCCAAAGAUCCUUACCUCGCCACGUUAAAAUUGGAAUUGCCAGUCGAUUACUCUGGGUUAGUUAGGUGUGUAAUUAGGUUAGCAAGUAGCUUGAUCAUCC